GUAAUCUCCGGCGACGCAGAUUGUAUUCCCACCGGUGGCGUUAGCUAUAUCAUCUUCUUCUUUCGGGGAACAACUAUGGCUGGUAAAGCUGAAGGUAUUGAUCACAGGGAGCCAGUUAAUGAACAAGCAGUUGCGAAUAUAUAUGCGGCAAUGAGGUCUGAACUCAACCAAAUUCACUCGAAAAUCACCGAGCUGGAAAUGGAAGUUAGCGAGCACUCGCUGGUAGUUAAUGCCAUUCAGCCGCUCAAUCCCUCUAGGCGAUGCUAUCGAAUGAUUGGGGGUGUUCUGGUCGAGAGGACUGUGAAGGAGGUCUUGCCUGCGGUGCUGCGCAACAAAGAGGGACUCGAAGAAGUUAUUAGCAGGCUCAAUGAAGCAUUGGAAAAGAAGAAAAAGGAGAUUGUUGAGUUUGAGGCUAAAUAUAAAAUCAGGAUAAGGAAGGCUGAUGCAGAGGUGAAGGAUGAAUCCGGUAGGAAGGAAGGCACUGCUCAAGGCGUUCUUGUUGGCCCUGCAGGUGGAAGUGAAGCAUAGAUCAGGUUUUACUCUGUUUCCUGAGAAUGUUAGUAUGAAGUCUUCUAUACUCUUGUACUUUAACAUGUUGUGGUGUUCUGAUUUGUUUGUGAGGAUUGGCUUAAAUAACAAAUGUUACAUCUUUUGAUCUUCUGUUCAAUUGCUUUUAGAGGAACUUAUGUUGAGCAAGUCUUAUGUAAGAAAUUGUUCUUAGACAUGUUCUCAUGUAGGAUUUUACUGCAAGUACAUAUGAUAUGAUUAGUAAUUGCUUCAGCUAUU
Molecule: messenger RNA, 786 nt
Organism: Arachis ipaensis
Lineage: Eukaryota; Viridiplantae; Streptophyta; Magnoliopsida; Fabales; Fabaceae
Product: prefoldin subunit 2
Biological process (GO): protein folding
Cellular component (GO): prefoldin complex
Source: RefSeq, a predicted model, not a curated record